UUAAAAUAUCACAAAAAACAAACGAAAUACAGGAAAUUAUGAGUAAAAUUAAGGACUUGUUGGUUGAACUGCAGAGGCAGGAGAAGGAUCUCGAGCAGCUAAAUCUUUCUGAUUCUGUGGAAAAUCCAGAGGCUCGUUUGGGCCAAUUGGAGUUUUACAAGGCACAGAUCAAGCUGUAUAAUAAUCUGCGAGAAGGCAUCCAGCUGAAUUUGGAGCAGGAGACGAACAAGUUGGCGGCCGCCAUUCCAAAGGACGAUCGCAUUGUUGAAAUGCUCAGCCAGGUGAACGAAAUCAAUGGGAAAUUGGACAAGAUGUACGAGAUCAACAACUGUUCCAUCUGUGAAACGUCCUGUGAUCCAAGUGGCAAUCAUUGCCUGGUUUCCCUGAGAUGUGGUCAUCUCUUUGGACGCCACUGCAUCCUCUCUGCCCUCCGACAGGUCUACAGAUGUCCCAUUUGCCUGCGGGGAGCUCUCCCCUCUCAUGUCCGCAAGAUCUACGGCCUAAACUCUUUCCCCUUCUGA
Molecule: messenger RNA, 521 nt
Organism: Drosophila takahashii
Lineage: Eukaryota; Metazoa; Arthropoda; Insecta; Diptera; Drosophilidae
Product: E3 ubiquitin-protein ligase RFWD3
Biological process (GO): protein ubiquitination; interstrand cross-link repair
Cellular component (GO): nucleus
Molecular function (GO): ubiquitin-protein transferase activity
Source: RefSeq, a predicted model, not a curated record